GUAACUCCAGCUGGAGAUGAACUCCGCACCGCUUCUUGUCGACCCGAGCACACAAUCGGCAACCGUCGUUGCCGAAACUCAACCGUUCGGCGAUCGUUGCAUGCUGGAAUCCUUAAUUCGUCGGCCUUUCUGCAUGAAUCCACAGCUUCAGACACAUCCGUACGAUCGGCAACCGACAACUGCGCCGAGGCUUCAAAUGAUGCCACGCCGAGAUCAGACACAAAAUCCAGUGAUCGCCGAGCUCAUGAGCACCGUGACUCGUGUGAGAGAUCGGAAGCGUCAACGAGAUGAGGAGGCGAUGUACCCGCGACGAAGUGUGGGACUGCAGACCGACACUGAAGACGUCUCCGAAGUGCUCGAUGGGGGCACUCGCAUUUCCGAUAUGAAACGGGUUCGGCGCGAGGAACUGCUCGACCAAUCAUCACUCGACGGUAUCACCUUCGAAACAUCCGGAACGAACACUUCCGAUGAACCUCAUUCACAAAUAAUCACGUCAAAUUCUUCAUCUCUACCUUCAACGUCAGCAUCAUCGUCAUCAGACCGCCCUCGAGCCAUGCGCAGCAACCAGGAAAUGCGACAAGCUCGACGAGCCCGUCGCCAGCGUCAGACCCAGCACGAGUCACAGCGGAUGCAAUUGGAGCAUCGUCUUCAGCAGAUUACGGGUCCUGUUCCCGGUUCAGAACACAACUGUAUGACGGGAUGUCCACACCUUCAUCAGCAACAACAACAACAGCAUCAGCAACCGCUUCUGCAUAUCCAAUUGAAUCCAAUUCCACCUCAACCACAAACGGGUCCCAAUUCGGUGUCGCCGACGAUUGCUCCAGGAGCCAUGCUUCGUGCGCAUCCACUCGCAUCAACAUUCCCCUAUUUUUCACUGCCACUCACACAAAACUAUCCGGUGAUGAUGGUACUUCCGAUGGCAGCAGUUGCUCAACAACACGCUGCAGCCGCUGCAGCAGUAGUCGCCGUCGCGGCGGCGGCAGCGGUACCACAACCACCUCCACCACCUCCACAGCCGACGCUUCACGCUCCGGUUCCGAUUCGUCCGCAGAACAAUCCGUACAAUUUGUACGCCUUCAGAAAUUCACCUAUUAAUGUGCACGCACCAGGCUACGUUGGAGAAUACGUUGAGCUGUUCCGUUCCCAGCAAUUUCUAUUCCCGACGUCCGAGCGAUACGGAAUCGAUCGGCAUCAUAUGUUCGGUGGACUCGAUUUGGAUCUUCCAGUCGGUGCCUCGAAGGUGGAAAUCGACACAUUCACGAUUCCGACGGUGUACGCGAAGAAAACGGACGGCGAAGAGGACGAGGACACGUGUACGGUCUGCUUGAGCAGUUUUGAGGAUGGAGAGAGCAUACAAAAACUACGAUGCAAUCACGUUUUCCAUCCGGAAUGUAUUUAUAAAUGGCUGGACAUCAACAAGCGGUGCCCCAUGUGCAGGGAGGAAAUCGAUCGGCCUGAAUCUUUGAGAACACAGCCUGGUUUAUGAGUUUAAAUCCACUUUUCUUCGUUGUUUUGUCGGCUUUGAAUAUAUAAAUAUAUAUAUUUUUUCGCUUUUUACGUCUGCCUUUUUCCCCCCAGUCUCUCCCUCAUCCCCUUUGUUUUCCAGUAGGAUUUACCAUUUUUCUGAACAUAAAACUUGAAAAGUCAAUAAAAAUUUAAUUUU
Molecule: messenger RNA, 1663 nt
Organism: Caenorhabditis elegans
Lineage: Eukaryota; Metazoa; Nematoda; Chromadorea; Rhabditida; Rhabditidae
Gene: toe-4
Product: RING-type domain-containing protein
Exons: 5
Coding region: 17-1486 (489 amino acids)
Source: RefSeq, marked reviewed